Messenger RNA from Dendrobium catenatum, 3361 nucleotides. RefSeq names its product protein PHLOEM PROTEIN 2-LIKE A10. The transcript is spliced from 3 exons. The coding region runs from base 238 to 1407 and encodes 389 amino acids. Lineage: Eukaryota; Viridiplantae; Streptophyta; Magnoliopsida; Asparagales; Orchidaceae. The record is from RefSeq and is a predicted model, not a curated record.
GAACAUGUAUCUUCAUUUCAAUUCGCGCUGAAGACGACUCCCUCUUCUUCGCGGGAAGCAUCCGUGGUCUUUCCAUUCGGGUCCUCGUAGCGACCCAUAACCAUCUACUUUCAGCUUCCUUACCCAUAAUUUCCACUUCCACUUACCAAAAAUCCCUCCUUUUCCAUUCAUCUCCACAACUGGCUCACCUGGUAUUUCGUCUCAAUACCAUCCCCAAAACUCUAGGUGGUCCCGCCGAUGGCCCCUGCUCUAACCGCCAGCCGACGGCGAUGGAUCUUCGUCCUCGCCGCCGCUGGGAUCUCCGGCUACGGUGCCUACAGAUUCUAUCACCUCCCUUCUGUCUCAGCAAAACGCCGGAAGCUCGUCAAGCUCUUCACGGCCCUCUUCUCCGUUGCGGAGGCUAUCUCCUCUUCAGCCGACGCCGUCAGUCUCCUAACUUCCGAUCUUAAACACUUCCUCCGGUCCGAUUCCGACGAGAUCCCCCUAAGCCUCAAGCAACUCGCUAAAGUCGCGCGAUCCGAUGAGUUUUCAACAUCAAUUUCUAGACUUUCCGAUGCCCUAGCAGUCGGAGUCAUUCGAGGGCUUCACACUGCAUCGGAUUCUCCUGUAACAGAAGCUCAGACCAGCUCAAGCUUCUCUGAUAGGCUUCUCGACAAGCUUUUCUCUGAUAAAGGAUCCGGUUUUGCCUCGGUGGUGGUCGGAAGUUUCGCAAGGAGCAUGGUGAUGGCCUUAUAUUGCAGAGGAGAUGCAAUUGAUUCUUGCGAUGUGCCAGCUUGGGUCAAUUUGAUGUGCACGGACAAGUGUAGGGAGCUGAUUGCCAGCAGCAUUCAGCUUUUUGUGAGAACUGCUGUGUCUGUUUACCUGGACAAGACUAUGGACGUCAACACUUAUGAAGUCUUGUUCUCCGGCCUCACAAACCCCAGACACGAGGCUAAGGUCAAGGACAUCUUGGUUUCUGUUUGCAAUGGUGCUGUGGAAACAGUUGUAAAGACUUCUCAUGGGGUGCUGAGCCGUUCAAAGUCAAGUUCAUCGAUGACUAGUAGGAACGAUCUCAACCAAUUUGGUUUGUUUCAAAGUUUGAAGAGUUCUGGUGAUAUCAAGAGCAAGUAUAGUAGUGGAUGGGUUGAGCAGGUUUCAUCAGUUUUAGCAGUUCCGAGCAAUAGACAGUUUGUUCUUGAUGUGACUGGUAGAGUGACAUUUGAGUCUGUGAGAUCUUUUGUUAAAUUUGUCAUGUGGAAUCUACAAGAUGGUAUGAAGAGGAGUAUGAAUGUUGUUAGUGAGAAAGUUGUCGAAAGGGGCAUGGAUGUGAUGAGGUACUUGUGCUCCAAGGCUAUGCUUGCUUUCAGUUUAUGUAUUGCACUCUGCCUGGACAUUGCAGGUGGAAAGAGAAUUUUGUUGGCUGCGUAAUUUGCAAGUGAUCAUGUCACUAUGCAGCUGAGCAUUUAUUUUUGACACGAUGCUUCUUAGAAGUGUUCAUUCAAUGAAAGUUUUACGCAAAGGCCCCUUACAGUACUGAAGUCAUUUGUUUUGAUGUCCUCUUCAAUACAGUGGAGAGAAUCUUCAAAAGACGUAUUUGAAUUUUUUAAUUCUUUUAUAAUAAUUUCAUGGGGAAUUAUGGAAUUGCCGUACAAUUUCUUCGGAGAAUCUCAACUUCUCUUCAACAAAAUUGGCCUGGUUUUUCAAGUCUUCAUUUCUGGUUUGGCAUGCAUAUCUAUAAAUCUAUUUAAAUUUGCUUCUAAGUCAUUUGUGCUUCAAUCUUUGAUUUAUUUCAAUAGAGAUUUUUGCAUUUUUUAUUGAUCAGUUUCAGUAACCUCUCGUUCAUAGUUUGGGCAUCUUUCAAUUGUUGUUCACUUGUUGAAUACUGAUAUGCGCUAUCUACUUGGCUUAAUCUACAAAGAUAUUCAACUUAGAAAAUGCAAUUUUUCUUAUGUUCUUUACUAUUUCGAGCCUGUUGUUUGCAUGGUGAUGGUUGUGCUUAGCUGUCUCAUGACAUUGCUAUACACAAGCUCGAGUACAUGGUUCCCAACUAGUUCUCAAGAUUUAUGAUCUUGCCAAUGAUUUUUUUAGUAAAAUACUCCUAAUCAGCUUGGAACUGAGUCAAUUCAACAAUAUGCAUAUCAAGCUGACUUGGGUUAUUAAUUUUUAAAAAUAAUUUAUUGGGCAUAUUCAUUGUGGCAAUUUUUCCCAUCCCUGUGCCACUUCAGAAUUACUUCAACAUCUGCAAAAUCAAUUCAAAUUUUUUCAAUAUGAGUUUAAUCUACUUAGAUAAUUGUAACAAUAAUAGCUGAGAUGCAAACAAUGAUACUAAUUUACCUUUUUCAAAUAAAUUGAUUGGGUUUAUGAAAAUAGGAAUGGAGGUUUCUUCAUGUCAAAAUCCUUUGCUAUUAUUGAUAGGUCGUGAACAGUUUCAAUAGCACCCACCGCAAGAUCCUUAUGUAUACAUUACGGCUCAACAGCCCUAUUCACUUGGGGAUCAUCUCAGAUAGCUGCUCCAUCCCCUUUGUUAACUCUCUCUUGGUGUGAAUUCUUGGGCAGUGACAAAGUUGUGCAAGGGAAAGUCAAAUUAGAAGUGACAAUUAUAAUUUCUAUUAAUGUGAAAUGUAUCGGAGGACCUAUUUUUAUUUAGUUUCAUGUGGGCUUCGAUUUUUUAUUAUCAUUAGAUUUUUCACAUUUUUAAAACUUAAAAAAUGUCUAGUGUCUAGUAGGAGAAUUUCUAAGACAUUUCUUUUUGUAAGAGAAUGAUCUUCAGUUUGUUUUUCUAUGAAUGAUAUUUUUUUAGAUAUCUCCCAUUGAUCAGAGGCAUAAGUCGUCAAUCUUCCAUAUUGAUGAGUUGAUAGGCUUCUCCCUAGUACACCUUCUUGAUGACAAAAGGGUCUUCCCAAUUUGAUUCGAAUUUACUAUCAAUACUUCGAUGUGGGAUAAUUGGUUUUCUCAGCACCAGGAUUAAUUCUUCUUCUUGAAAUGCUCAAUGGCGUACCAUACGGUAAAAAAAUUUUACCAUUCUUACUCGAUAAAUUUUUAAUUUUCGUUGAGCUUGGAGCUUGACUUCAUCUAGUGCAUCAAGUUCUUCCAUUCACAAGCAAGCAUUUUGUUCUUCCGUGAGGUCAUACUAAACAACUACUUGAAGUGACGACAAUUCAAUUUCAAGUGGUAACACAGCUUCAGCUCCAAACACUAGUGCAUAAGGAUUUUUUUUUGUUGGUGUCUUGUAUGUACUAUGAUAUGCCCAUAAUGCUUUAGUAUUGUUGAAACUUGUUCAAUAUGAAUUAGGUUGUUAAACCUAAGCUUAUGUUCCAGUGGAUAACCAAGAGGGAGGGUGAAUUGAUAAUUAAAAAAUUAAUCCCUCUUUUAAAAAUUUAAA